Rhodamnia argentea is the source of this 2947-nucleotide messenger RNA. RefSeq names its product trihelix transcription factor GTL1. Lineage: Eukaryota; Viridiplantae; Streptophyta; Magnoliopsida; Myrtales; Myrtaceae. Bases 423 to 2756 code for a protein of 777 amino acids. The transcript is spliced from 3 exons. The record is from RefSeq and is a predicted model, not a curated record.
CUCUCUCUCUUCUUUACUGCAACCCCUUCUCUCUCUCUAUCUUCUGAACAUGAAAAGAACACAAAAACCAAAAUCUGAACCCUCCCUCUUCUUGCACUAACUCGUAGGAAUUCUCUCUCUCUAUCUAUCUCUCUCUCUCUGACCCCUCCAUUAAACAUCGCCCUCAUAUCUCGCAAACCCACUUCCCUCUCCCUCUCUCUCUCUCUCUCUCUCUCUCUCUUUCUCUCUCUAGGGGAGGAGAGGCUCAAGGGAGCUGCUGCUGAUCGAAGUGACCAUCUUUGUCUUGUCUUUGGAGCAGAGGAAGAGAGGAAGAAAGGAGUCGAGAUCUGCAUCUGCAUGUCCUUCUUGGAGCCCCCCUCCACCCCUUCUUGACCCCCACAAUUCAACUUCGGUGAGGGUGGAGGGGAUUAACCUCAGGAGCGAUGCAGCAAGGAGGAGGGUCCCACUCCCACUACGGCGGCCCCCCGCCUCCUCCUCCUCCUCCUCCUCCCCCUGCCGAGCCCCAUCCCCACCACCACAUGGUGGUUGAAGAGGCCUCCCCGAUAAGCAGCCGCCCGCCCGCCCCUCCCGGCCUGGACGAAAUCCCGCCGCUCGCGGGCGGGGACAUGGACGCCCUAGCCACGGCGGCCGCCGCGGCGGACGUGGGCGGGAGCGGCGGCGGAGGAGGAGGGGGAGGGAACCGGUGGCCGCGGCAGGAGACGCUGGCGCUUCUGAAGAUCAGGUCCGAGAUGGACGCAGCGUUCCGGGACGCCUCGCUCAAGGGUCCACUCUGGGAAGAUGUGUCCAGGAAGCUAGGAGAACUCGGAUACAGGAGGAGUGCCAAGAAAUGCAAAGAGAAGUUCGAGAACGUCCACAAGUACUAUAAAAGGACCAAAGAAGGCCGUGCUGGUCGUCAAGACGGCAAGACCUACAAGUUCUUCUCCGAGCUCGAAGCCCUCCACAGCGCCGCCGCCGCCGCCGUCGGGAUGUCGCCAGCUCCAGGUGGUGGUGGUGGUGCUGCUGCUGUGGCUGCAGCCCCGGGCGGUCUCUCGGUAAACCCGGUUUCAGUCGGGAUAUCGUUCGCCAACCCCAUCCCAAUCUCCUCCCUCCGCGUCCAGCCUCCCGUCUUGGUGCCUCCGCCGCCCCAUACCCACCACAUAUUUGCACCCACCACAGCACCCGGUGUAUCUACCGGGCUGGUAGCCCCACCCCCAAUGUUAGCUAGCCCGAUGGGAAUGAUCUUCUCGUCAAACAAUUCGUCCUCGUCUGGCAGAUCUGAGGAGGAGGACGAUGAUGACGAGGAUGAUGAUGAGGAAGGUGAGCCGUCCACCGCGGGCAGUAGCCGCAAGCGGAAGAGGGGGCCGGGAGAGACGAGUGGCAGCGGCGGUGGAAGCCGCCCUAGGAUGAUGGAGCUCUUCGAGGGACUGAUGAAGCAGGUGAUGCAGAAGCAGGAGGAGAUGCAUAAGAGGUUCUUGGAGGCCAUAGAAAAGAGGGAACAGGAUAGGAUGAUAAGAGAGGAGGCGUGGCGGCGGCAGGAGAUGGCCAGGCUGGCCCAGGAGCACGAGAUUGCGGCCCAAGAGCGCGCCGCCUCCGCCUCAAGGGAUGCAGCCAUUGUCUCACUCUUGCAGAAGAUCACAGGCCAGACGAUCCAUCUGCCCACGAUGCCGGCGACUGUGACGACAGGCGUUCCCCCUCCGUCUUCAACUCCGCCGCCUAAACCCCAGGUUCAACCAACCCAUGCCGCUCCUCAUCCACAGCCGCGGAUGCCACCACCUCCAACGUAUCAAGAGCAAAGGCGGCAGCAGCGACAGAACAUCGAGGUCGUCACGCAUCCACUGCCCAUUUCUACAGAAAUAAUCAUGGCCGUCCCAGAGCAGCAAGUUCCACCGCAGCCUCAAGAACUCAUCCUUAGCGGCAGAAGUGUUAGGGAGCCAUUAUCCUCUUCGAGGUGGCCGAAAGUGGAAGUCCUCGAGCUGAUAAAUCUGCGGAGUGGGCUCGAGUCGAGGUAUCAAGAGGCCGGCCCUAAGGGGCCGCUGUGGGAAGAAAUCUCUGCCAGCAUGGCAAGGAUGGGGUACAAGAGGAGCGCCAAGAGGUGCAAGGAGAAGUGGGAGAACAUCAACAAGUACUUCAAGAAGGUGAAGGAGAGCAACAAGAAGCGACCCGAGGACGCCAAGACCUGCCCGUACUUCCACGAGCUCGAUGCCCUUUACAGGAGGAAGGUACUCGGUGGUGGCGGUGGCGGUGAAACAAGCAGUGCAGCUGCCACCUCCGGUUCCGUGGGGUUUAGGGUUGAGCUGUCUCCGAGUUCCGCGAACUUGGAUGCUCGUCCGGUAAUCAGUCAGGAUCAGCCGCCGCCGGCACAGGCGCAGCCGCAGACGAGUGAGCCCGAACACAAAGAUGGAGGCGGCAAUUCAGGAGCACAAGAGAGGAUAGCCGAAGAAGGAAAUGAAGGAUCACUUAAGAAGCCAGAAGACACCGUGAAAGAGAUCAUAGGGCAAGGGCAGCAUCAAAAUCAACACUUGGACUCGGAGCAACAACAAUUAAGGGUGAACAGCAGUAAUUACGAUGAUAAAAAGAUGGAGGAAGGUGACAGUGGUAUUAUUGAAGAUCAGGAGGAAAAUGAAUUGGAAGAGGAUGAUGAAGAAAACGACGAGGAUGAAGAAUCGGAAGAGGAGAGGAAAAUUGCCUAUAAGAUUGAAUUCCAGCGGCCGAACGCAUCAGCGCCCCCGAACAGCGGAGGAAACGGGGCGCCGUCGUUUCUAGCCAUGGUUCAGUAGACCUCCACGGCCGCAGCGGCGGUUAGUGGCGGUGGCCAUGGCGGUGGUGGUGGCGGUGGCGGAAUCCACCGCCAUGCAAGAUUGUACCAUAUACACACAUGUAUCUGCUCAAAAAGCUCUUUUAAACAUACCUUUUGAAAUUAUUCUUAAGCUCAAAGCCUAAUAAAUUUAACAUCAUUGUUCCUUCUUUA